AUGAUGCUGGGCCGCAAGCAGAGCCUCAAAGGCGAACCCAUUUUGGCCGAUUACGGCCCGGACGAGGCCUUCAACGAAAGCGCCGACAUCGAAUGGGUGAACAAGAGAUGGGUGCGCCGCAUCAUGAGGUCCUGCGCCCUCCUGAGCCUCGCCUCGGUGAGCUGCAACACGCCGAAAACCUUCGAGAAGAUCCACUUCAUGCAGGUCACCACCUUCACCGUGGAUUCCAUCGUCACCUUCCUCUUCACCUCCGAGAUGAUCGCCAAGAUGCACAUACGAGGCAUACUCAAAGGCGAUAGACCGUAUUUGAAGGACCAUUGGUGCCAGUUCGACGCCAGCAUGGUGUUCUUCCUGUGGAUCUCGGUGAUACUCCAGGUGUUCGAGAUGCUGGGCAUCGUGCCGAGGUUCAGUUACCUGUCGAUUCUGCGAGCGCCCCGGCCGCUGAUCAUGAUCAGAUUCCUGAGGGUGUUCCUGAAAUUCUCCAUGCCCAAGUCGAGGAUCAACCAGAUAUUCAAACGUUCGAGCCAGCAAAUCUACAACGUGACGUUGUUCUUUCUGUUCUUCAUGUCUUUGUACGGGCUGCUGGGCGUGCAGUUUUUCGGCGAGCUGAAGAAUCACUGCGUAACAGUCAACACCACGCAUCCCAAAGACAUCACUAUAAAUAGCCUAGCGAUACCCGAUACAUAUUGCUCGCUAGAUCCUUCAUCGGGCUACCAAUGUCCCGAAGGGAUGCGCUGCAUGAAAUUAGAAGGAGUCUCACGGUACAUCAUCGGAUUCAAUGGAUUCGAUGAAUUCGUGACUAGUUUUUUCACGGUGUACCAGGCCGCUUCGCAGGAGGGCUGGGUGUUCAUCAUGUACAGGGCCAUCGAUUCGUUACCCGGAUGGAGGGCCGUGUUGUAUUUCAGCACGAUGAUCUUCUUUCUGGCGUGGUUGGUGAAGAACGUUUUUAUAGCGGUGAUUACGGAGACUUUCAACGAGAUCCGGGUGCAGUUCCAGCAGAUGUGGGGCGUUAGGGGGCACGUACAAACCGCCACAGCUUCGCAGAUUCUGAUAGGAGACGACAGAGGCUGGAGAUUGGUGACGCUCGACGAGAACAAACACGGCGGCAUAGCGCCGAAUUUCUGCCACAAGAUCCUCAAAUCGCCCCAUUUCCGAUUGAUCAUCAUGUGCAUAGUGCUCGCCAACGGCGUGGUGAUGGCGACCAUGCACUUCGAGCACGACGAGCGCCCCCGCCGUGUCUUCUACGAGAAGUACUACUACAUAGAGCUCGGCUUCACGGCGCUGCUCGAUCUCGAGACGGUCUUCAAGACGUGGUGCCUCGGCUGGCGCGGCUACUGGAAGCAUUCCAUACACAAAUUCGAGCUGCUGCUCGCCGUCGGCACCACCGUCCACGUCGUACCCGGCUUCUACAUGACGGGCUUCACCUACUUCCAAGUGCUGCGCGUCGUCAGGCUCAUCAAGGCCUCCCCGCUGCUCGAGGACUUCGUCUACAAGAUCUUCGGGCCGGGCAAGAAGCUCGGCAGCCUGAUCAUCUUCACCAUGUGCCUGUUGAUCAUCUCGUCGAGCAUUUCCAUGCAGCUGUUUUGCUUUCUGGAUUUCGCCAAGUUCGAGACCUUCGCCGAGGCGUUCAUGUCCAUGUUCCAGAUACUGACGCAGGAGGCUUGGGUCGAGGUGAUGGACGAGACCAUGCUGAGGACGAGGUCGAUGCUGGCGCCCCUGGUGGCGCUCUAUUUCAUUUUGUACCAUUUGUUCGUCACUUUGAUCGUGUUGAGUUUGUUCGUCGCCGUCAUUUUGGACAAUUUGGAGUUGGACGAGGACAUAAAGAAAUUGAAGCAGUUGAAAUACCGAGAGCAAAGCGCCGAAAUCAACGAGAAAUUGCCGUUUCGCUUGAGGAUAUUCGAGAAGUUCCCCGACAGCCCGCUGAUGGUCACGUUGCACAAGGUUCCCUCCGAUUUCAACUUGCCGAAGAUCAGGGAGAGUUUCAUGAGGCAAUUCGUGCACGAGACGGAAAACGACGACGGCGCCUCCGAAGGGGGCGUCAAGAAGCUCUGCGAAGAAGUCUUCGACACCAAAGUGAUCUAUCGCAAGCAGAAACCUUUGAAGAUACUCAACGAUCUCACGAAAGUGCGCGUGGUGAAUUUGAAAUUGAAAAAAACCGCCGUAGCUCAAAUCGUCAACGAUUCGAACAAUCAACGAUUGAUGCUGGGCGAUUCCUCGUUGAUCCCCGUACCGGGCACCAAGGGCACCCUGAAGCCCCAGGGCACCGUCAACAGCAUGAAACAGUUACGUAUCGAUCACAAGAAGUUCGGUUCGAGAUCGAUCAGGCGCAGCGUGCGCAGCGGUUCGAUCAAAUUGAAGCAAACCUACGAGCACCUGAUGGAGAACGGCGACAUCGGCGUGAACCGGGUGACCUCUAACAGGGCCAGGCCGCAGGAUUUGGACAUCAAAUUGCUGCAGGCCAAGCGACAACAGGCCGAAAUGAGGAGGAACCAAAGGGAGGAGGAUCUGAGGGAGAACCAUCCGUUUUUCGAUACGCCGCUCUUCGCCGUGCCCAGGGAGAGCAGGUUCCGGAAAUUCUGCCAGAUGAUCGUCUACGCCCGCUACGACGCCCGAUUGAAGGACCCUCUCACGGGAAAAGAGCGAAAAGUCCAAUACAAAACGCUACACAACUUCCUGAGCCUCGUCACCUAUUUGGACUGGGUGAUGAUCACCAUGACGACGCUCUCCUGUCUCUCGAUGAUGUUCGAAACGCCCUCGUACAGGGUGAUGGAGAACGUCAGUCUUCAGAUAGCCGAGUACGGGUUCGUGAUAUUCAUGAGCAUCGAGCUGGCGUUGAAAAUCUUGGCGGACGGGCUGUUUUUCACGCCCAAGGCCUACGUGAAAGACGCCGCGGCCGUCUUGGAUGUUUUCAUUUACGUGGUGAGCCUGACGUUCCUGUGCUGGAUGCCCGAACGGGUGCCGCCCAAUUCGGGCGCGCAACUCCUGAUGAUCCUGCGCUGCCUGCGACCGCUGCGCAUCUUCACGCUGGUGCCGCACAUGAGCAAGGUCGUGUACGAGCUGUGCAGAGGCUUCAAGGAGAUCCUGCUCGUCUCGACGUUGCUGAUCCUGCUGAUGUUCAUAUUCGCCAGCUUCGGCGUGCAGCUGUACGGCGGCCGAUUGGCCCGAUGCAACGAUCCCCAGGUGACGAGGCGCGAGGAUUGCGUGGGGAUGUUCAUGCGCCGGGUGUUCGUGACCAAGAUGAAGGUGCAACCGGGCGAGAACGAAACGUUUCCCGCCAUUAUGGUGCCGAGAGUUUGGGCGAAUCCUAGAAGGUUCAAUUUCGAUAACAUCGGAGACGCGAUGUUGACGUUGUUCGAGGUGUUGUCGUUCAAAGGCUGGCUGGACGUGAGGGAUAUUCUGAUUAAAAAUUUGGGACCCGUACACGCCAUCUACAUACACGUAUACAUAUUCUUGGGUUGUAUGAUCGGGCUCACCCUCUUCGUGGGCGUAGUCAUUGCGAAUUAUUCGGAGAAUAAGGGCACGGCUUUGCUCACAGUGGAUCAAAGAAGAUGGUGCGAUUUGAAGAAACGUCUGAAGAUAGCGCAGCCGUUGCACCUGCCCCCGCGACCCGACGGCAAGAAAUUCCGAGCCUUCAUCUACGACAUUACGCAGAACAUCAAAUUCAAACGGUGCAUCGCCAUCUUGGUGUUGAUCAACAGCGCCCUCCUAGGCGUCACCUGGAACAAAGAGGAAGCCCAUACGGAAAUUCUGGCUACCGUUCACAUCGUAAGCAUCCUGGGAUUCGUCGUGGAAGUCGUGAUGAAGAACAUCGCCUUCACGCCGAGAGGUUACCUGCAAUCCCGAAGGAACCGCUACGAUCUCUUCGUCACCGUCAUGGGAGUCGUUUGGAUGUUCUUCCAUUGCAUGUUCAAAAACGAUUUGACGUACUUCGUGGGGUUCAUGGUGGUGAUCCUGCGGUUCUUCACCAUCACCGGCAAACACGCCACGUUGAAGAUGCUGAUGCUCACCGUCGGCGUGUCGGUGUGCAAGAGUUUCUUCAUCAUCUUCGGCAUGUUUCUGUUGGUGUUUUUCUACGCUUUGGCCGGUACGAUCAUCUUCGGUACCGUGAAAUACGGCGAAGGCAUCGGAAGGAGGGCGAAUUUCGAGUCGCCGGUAACGGGAGUGGCCAUGUUGUUUCGAAUAGUAACGGGAGAGGAUUGGAACAAGAUCAUGCACGAUUGUAUGAUACAACCGCCAUUUUGUACGCCCGCCGAUAAUUAUUGGCAAACGGAUUGCGGCAAUUUCUACGGUUCGUUGAUUUAUUUUUGUACGUUUUACGUCAUCAUCACGUACAUCGUACUCAAUUUGCUAGUGGCUAUUAUCAUGGAGAACUUUUCGCUGUUUUAUUCGAACGAAGAGGACGCCCUUCUGUCGUACGCAGACAUCAGGAACUUCCAAAACACCUGGAACAUCGUCGAUAUACAUCAAAGGGGCGUCAUACCCGUUCGAAGGGUGAAAUUCGUGUUGAGAUUGCUAAAAGGUCGAUUGGAAGUCGAUCUGCAGGCGAACAAGAUCCUCUUCAAACACAUGUGCUACGAAUUGGAGAGGCUCCACAACGGCGAAGACGUCACCUUUCACGAUGUCAUCAACAUGCUCUCCUAUCGAUCCGUCGACAUAAGAAAAGCCCUCCAAUUGGAGGAAUUGCUAGCCAGAGAAGAAUUCGAGUACAUUAUCGAAGAGGAAGUGGCCAAACAGACGAUACGAACGUGGCUGGAGGGUUGUCUCAAGAAAAUACGAUCCACUAACAAGCAACAGAACAGCCUGAUGGCGGGCCUGCGCGCCACCAACGAAGCCCUUUCGAUGCCGCCGCCUGCGGAGGAAACGAAAACCGCCGCCAGUCCGGAGCGCCCGGGCGACGCCGACGUCGACGCCGCCGCCGCCGCCACCGCCGCCGCUUCAACAGAAAAAGAAACGGCCGGCGAGCAACCGCGCAAAAAGUCGAGCAAUCUGCCGCGAUCGGACAGCGUCGGCAGCACGUCGGGCAGGAAAUUCCUGGCGCCGACGCUGUCCGAUCCGUCGGCGCGACAGGAGAAGGACCGCGCCGGCGCGGCGCCCAACAAGAACAAGAAGAAGGCGUCGGCGUCGUCCGCGGCGUCGCACGCCAACAGGCCGCCGCCUCCGGCGUCGUCGACGGGCGUUGUUAGCAAGAAGAAUCUGUCGCACGCGGUGCAAGAGGGCGAAGGGCGAUUGCCCAGGGAGGUGUUCAACACCAAGACGACGGUGCCGAAGGCGGCGAACGCGAUGCACGAGAUCAAAGAUUGGUGGAACGAGCAGCUCGCCUAUCUUUCAUCUUCCAGCGAUGAGGAUUAG
Phyllotreta striolata is the source of this 5349-nucleotide messenger RNA. Lineage: Eukaryota; Metazoa; Arthropoda; Insecta; Coleoptera; Chrysomelidae. The record is from the annotation of a GenBank genome assembly.